This is a messenger RNA of Cygnus atratus (black swan), 1074 nucleotides long. It is a transcript of the gene P2RY8, whose product is annotated as P2Y receptor family member 8. The coding region runs from base 1 to 1074 and encodes 357 amino acids. The transcript has a single exon. The record is from RefSeq and is a predicted model, not a curated record. Gene Ontology annotation, cellular component: membrane. Gene Ontology annotation, molecular function: G protein-coupled purinergic nucleotide receptor activity; thrombin-activated receptor activity. Lineage: Eukaryota; Metazoa; Chordata; Aves; Anseriformes; Anatidae. Gene Ontology annotation, biological process: positive regulation of Rho protein signal transduction; blood coagulation; phospholipase C-activating G protein-coupled receptor signaling pathway.
AUGGUUGAAAACGGAUCCCACCUGGACAAUGAAACACUUGCAAUGCUCCAGAAUAGAGCUAUCUCCGUCACCCUCCCAGUGGUGUAUACACUGGUGGCUAUCAUCAGUAUCCCUGGCAACUUGUUCUCCCUUUGGGUGCUCUGCUUGCAUAUCAAACCCAAAACGCCUUCUGUUAUCUUCAUGAUCAACCUGAGCAUCACAGAUCUCAUGCUGGCCUUCUGCUUUCCCUUCCAAAUAUCUUAUCACAUCCAGAGCAAUCAUUGGAUCUUUGGCAAGAUUCUUUGCAGCCUUGUGACUGUGAUGUUCUACUCCAACAUGUAUUCUUCCAUACUGACCAUGACUUGUAUCAGCAUUGAGCGGUACAUGGGUGUGGUAUAUCCCAUGAAGUUGGUCAAGUGGAGAAGAAAAAGAUAUGCCUUCGGUGCCUGUAUGGUAAUGUGGCUUUUCUUGCUACUAGCUUUCUAUCCACUGGAAAGCACAGAUCUGACCUAUGAAGUGAAAGAACUGGGGAUUAUAACCUGUUUUGACGUUCUCAAGUGGGAUAUGCUGCCCAAUUUUGCAGCCUGGGUGGCCUUUCUCCUCACGCUAUUUGUUGUGCUCUUCCUGAUCCCUUUCAUUGUAACAGUUGGAUGCUACAUCGGCAUCAUUCGGAAGCUUAUUCAGACAUCAAACAGAUAUGGUAACAGGCAGAAGACUAGAUCCAUAUACCUGGCAAUUAUAGUCCUUUCGGUGUUCGUCACUUGCUUCGCCCCCAAUAACUUUAUCCUACUUGCGCAUAUGAUCGUCCGCCUGUUUUACAAGAGGAGUUUGUACCCUGCCUACAAGCUCACCUUGUGCCUCAGUUGCCUCAACAACUGCAUAGAUCCCUUCAUUUACUACUUUGCCUCUAAAGAAUUUUACCAGAAAUUGAUGCAAGUGUUUCGCCCUAAAGUACUGCUCAGUGACAGCUUGGAAACCAGAAGGGAAAGCUUAUUUUCUGGCAGGACCAUGUCAGCCAGAUCGAUGUCAAGUGGACCUAUGGAUGGGUUAGAGGGAGUAACAGUCUAUUUGCAAAGGCAGGAAAGUGUUUUCUAG